CUUAAUACUGUGUCUACUUUUCGUCUUAUCGUUUUCUAUGGAACAGAUAAUGGCAGCAAGAUCGAAAGGAAAAACAGCCGAAGCAAAAGCCCUAGCGGAGCCCAUGUCCACAAUAGUUUCUCGGCUCCAAUCCUGUUUAAUUGAAUCCAAUUCUCAAGGAAUCCUUUCAGGGAGCAGCGUUCUUCUUGCAGCACACGAAGAACAAACGGAGCUUUUCAACCACGCGUGUUUCGGCCGUCUCGUUAUCACCACACAGAAGAACAAACAGUGGUUUCAACUAUGCCACAAGGAAGCUUUUUACCUCUGCACCGUAAUGAAAUGCAUCAAGAUUGUAGGUCAAAAUAGCUGCGUAAAAAAUGAGGAAGAGCUGUGGGAUUACAUGUCGUCCAAGAGAGUGAAUUUCCCGGUUCUGUAUAAAGCGUAUUCGCAUCUUCGUACGAAGAACUGGGUGGUUAGGGCGGGGUCUCAGUACGGUGUUGACUUUGUUGCCUAUCGGCACUACCCGACUUUAGUGCACUCUGAGUACGCUGUUAUAUCCUCUUCUACAGAAGAAGGAAACGAAAAUGGACGUUUGAAGGUUUGGUCUGAUUUUCAUUGCACUCGUCGUCUCUGUGGCAGUGUUGCAAAAACGUUGUUGGUUCUCCACAUUAGCAAAAACUGUAACGAUUGUGACGGUUGCUAG
Molecule: messenger RNA, 682 nt
Organism: Erythranthe guttata (spotted monkey flower)
Lineage: Eukaryota; Viridiplantae; Streptophyta; Magnoliopsida; Lamiales; Phrymaceae
Source: RefSeq, a predicted model, not a curated record